AUGACCAUCUCACUCCCCUCCAACGUCCACACCCCCCAAAAUGAAACCUUCACAUCCCUCCUCUCCCAACUCCGACAACGCACCCUCAAACCCUCCCAAGUCCGCUCCCUCAUCCGCGACAUGACAGCCACGAUCACCAAGAGCUUACACAUCGAGACCACCGAAACCGAAACCGUAGCCGUCAUCGUGGUCCUCCGCUCCGGUUUGUCCAUGUUCGAUGGCUUCAUGGACAACAUCCCCGCCGAUGUCAACACCGCCGUCUACCAUAUGGGCAUAUUCCGAGACGAGGCUUCGUUGCAGCCCGUCGAGUACUAUAAUAAGUUGCCGCUGAAGCCGGCGCAUAUCAAGCAGGCUUAUAUUCUGGAUCCGUUGAUUGCGACGGGGGGUACGGCCGCGGCGGUUGUUAGUAUUUUGCAGGAUUGGGGUGUUGAAAAGGUUACGUUUUUGUCGAUGUUAUCGACGCCGGUGGGAUUGGGUCAUGCUGCCGCGGUGUGGCCGGAGGGAAGUCGGUUUGUGGUUGGGGCGGUUGAUCCGGAGGUUGAUGAGAAGGGGUAUAUUCAGCCUGGUGUGGGGGAUAUUGGGGAUAGGCUUUAUGGGACUGCUUUUUGA
Molecule: messenger RNA, 609 nt
Organism: Aspergillus sclerotioniger CBS 115572
Lineage: Eukaryota; Fungi; Ascomycota; Eurotiomycetes; Eurotiales; Aspergillaceae
Product: PRTase-like protein
Exons: 2
Coding region: 1-609 (202 amino acids)
Source: RefSeq, a predicted model, not a curated record